ACAUCUCCUUCUUUUCACCUUUAUUUCCAUUCCUUUGAUAUAAAUAUAUUCAAAAUGUCCUCAGAAACACCAAGCUGCAAAGUCGUCCUCGCCAAAAACAUAGCCAAUGGCCUCCUCCAAGAAGUCCACGAAGGACUCAAAACCCUAACCAAAAAACCGCAUCUCGUCGGAUUUCUGGCCAAUUCUGAUCCUGCUGCGCGCAUGUAUGCUGAUUGGACUGAGAAGACGUGUCAUGAAAAUGGCUUCCGCUACACCCGCCGCGACGUCGACAAAGAAGAAAUCGAAGAGGCCAUCCUAUCCGCCAACGCCGACGACGGCAUUGACGGUAUUAUUGUGUAUUAUCCCAUCUUCAAUAACCGUCAAGACCAAUACCUGCAACAAAUCGUGGAUGUAUCCAAGGACGUCGAAGGGUUGAGUCAUCGCUACGUGUUUAAUAUGUAUCAAAACAUUCGGUUUUUGGAUGAGAACGUUCCUGCCGAUGGUAGUAGUUCCGUGGGGGGUACGCAGAAAUCGAUUCUGCCAUGUACGCCACUUGCGAUUGUCAAGAUUUUGGAAUAUUUACGGGUUUAUAAUACUAUUCUACCCUAUGGGAAUCGGUUGCACGGACACACGAUCUGUGUUGUGAAUAGAUCCGAGGUUGUCGGAAGACCACUUGCGGCCCUACUUGCCAACGACGGCGCAUGUGUCUACAGCGUCGAUAUCACAGGCGUCCAAAAAUUUACUCGUGGCGAGGGUCUGAAGAAACGACGCCAUGAAGUCGAGGAUCUAGAAGGAUGGACAAUCAAAGAUGCCGCGCCGUUAUGUGAUGUGGUUAUUACUGGUGUUCCAGGAGAUUCAUACAAAUUCGAUACCUCGCUAUUGAGAUACGGAGCGGUUUGCAUCAAUUUUUCAAGUGAGAAGAAUUUUGGGCCGGAAGUUAAGGAGAAAGCGUCUAUUUAUGUGCCGUCGAUUGGCAAAGUUACUAUUGUGGUAUUGUUGAGGAAUUUAUUGAGGAUUGUUCAGAACCGUGCUGCUGGACAGGCAGCUGGAAAAGUAUAGAUUUUUGUUAUGUGGAAGAUUGGUUUAUGAUGUUGUAUAUUAAUAAGAAAAUGCGUCAUGGUAUAGAUUUCAAUUCGACUUAUGCUGAUAUGAAGCUCCUAAACUAACAGAAAACUAAACAAUUUCCCCCGAAUCCUUGAUAUCACUUCUUCCCCUUCCUCUUACUCCCAGACUCAUCAACACCAACAAGCCCCGAAACAUCCCCCGUCUUCUUCAACGUCUCCCUCUCCGCUUCCCUUAGCACAUCAACCUCCCUCGCAAGCCAAGCCCUAAACGGUUCCGGAUGGAAUAUUCCCGUAGACGAAAACCAUGCCGUGAAGGGAGACUCAAUCUCCUUUUGUUGAAUGAUUUUGCCCUUGGAAGAGGUAUAU
Messenger RNA from Talaromyces stipitatus ATCC 10500, 1409 nucleotides. Its product is annotated as methylenetetrahydrofolate dehydrogenase. Lineage: Eukaryota; Fungi; Ascomycota; Eurotiomycetes; Eurotiales; Trichocomaceae. Gene Ontology annotation, biological process: purine nucleobase biosynthetic process. The coding region runs from base 55 to 1038 and encodes 327 amino acids. The transcript has 3 exons. Gene Ontology annotation, molecular function: methylenetetrahydrofolate dehydrogenase (NADP+) activity; methylenetetrahydrofolate dehydrogenase (NAD+) activity. Gene Ontology annotation, cellular component: cytosol. The record is from RefSeq and is a predicted model, not a curated record.